AUGUCUUUUCCAUUGCUUUUGCGGCCGCGAGUGCCUGCAUAUACGUGUCGCUCCUGCCUUCUGCGCCUGUCACAAGCUUCGCGACGCCCCAUCUCGUCCAAUAAGGCCAGACAAAUACAAGCCAACACUGCGAUUCCCUCCACACCAGCACGUACCCGAUUCGCGCCCUCGCCGACGGGCUAUCUGCACCUCGGCUCUUUGCGAACUGCCCUUUUCAACUACCUGCUUGCAAAGCGGACCGGCGGGCAAUUCCUGCUCCGCAUCGAAGACACGGACCAGAAGCGCACCGUACCCGACGCCGAGCGACGACUGUUCGAAGACCUGCGGUGGGCCGGGCUGCAGUGGGAUGAAGGGCCCGAGGUCGAAGGUCCCUAUGGGCCGUAUAAGCAAUCAGAAAGAAGCGAAAUAUAUAAGAAACACGCGCAGCAACUGUUGGACACGGGACACGCCUACCGCUGCUUCUGCUCUUCUGAGCGCCUCAAUGCUCUAGCAGAACACAAGCACAAGCUUGGCCUUGCGACCGACUACGACCGCACGUGCGCCGACAUGGCCAAGGAAGAAAGCGACGACCGCGCACACAAGGGCGAGUCACACACGAUCCGUCUGAAAGUACCAGACCAAUACCCCAAAUACCACGACCUCGUCUACGGCACAUUCAAGCCGCUCAAGAAGCGCGGCCAUGUCGUCGAGUCUUCCUUCGAAGAUCCUAUAUUGCUCAAGAGCGAUGGCUUGCCAACAUACCACCUCGCCAAUGUCGUGGAUGACCACCUCAUGAAGAUCACACACGUUAUUCGCGGGCUGGAAUGGAUGCCCAGUACACCCAAGCACAUCGCCAUGUACUCUGCCUUUGGCUGGACACCGCCUGAAUUCGCUCACGUUGGGCUGCUCGUCGACGAGCACGGCAACAAGCUCUCGAAACGCAACUUCGACACCGAUAUCACCGCGUUCAAAGAGAUGGAGAUUUUCCCGGAGACGUUGACCAACUUCGCUGCACUGCUCGGAUGGAGCCAUAAGGAGAGGACAGACAUAAUGGACCUGGACACCCUCGUCAAGAAUUUCACCCUCAAGUUCACCAAAGGCAACACCACAGUGACAUUUGGCAAACUACACUUCCUCCAGCGCAAGCACGCCGCAAUCCGCGCUGCAGCCGGCGGCCCCAAGAUGCAAGAAAUGGUCGCGAAUGUCGCACGCCUCCUCCUCUCUCCAGACUCGCCAUACAAAGAAUGGAACAAAGUAGUCCGCUCACCCGUGCCCGACGAAUACAUAGCCGGAAUCAUCAAAGCCGAUGCAGAAAACUACACCGACGCGAACGAAUUCCUGUACCGCAAUUCCUUCUUCUUCCAGCCGCUGCGACCGUACCACGAAGCCCCGCCUGUCAGCACGAACUCGGAUGUCCCGAUGAGAUGCCAGAUGCUAAGGGAUGUGGCAGAGGAAGACUGGACGAGGGAGAAUCUCAUGGCCAAGGUCGUGGAGAUUAUUGAUGGCAGGGUAGAGGGCAAAGCGGGCAGCAAACAUGUGUAUCAUUAUCUGAGGAUGAAGUUGACGGGGCAGGAAAAGGGCAUGAGGCUGUAUGAUGUUAUGUUGAUUCUGGGGAGGAAGGAGACGUUGGCGAGGUUGGGUGUUGAGAUGUAGAGUUGGAGGGGAGGGGAUGUGUAUACCACGUGUAUGAGUAUAGUAGAGAUACCCAACAGAUCAUAUCAAAGCAUGAUAGAUG
Parastagonospora nodorum SN15 is the source of this 1714-nucleotide messenger RNA. RefSeq lists its product as hypothetical. Gene Ontology annotation, molecular function: tRNA binding; ATP binding; glutamate-tRNA ligase activity. Bases 1 to 1632 code for a protein of 543 amino acids. Gene Ontology annotation, biological process: glutamyl-tRNA aminoacylation. NCBI's taxonomy places the organism in Eukaryota, Fungi, Ascomycota, Dothideomycetes, Pleosporales, Phaeosphaeriaceae. The record is from RefSeq and is a predicted model, not a curated record. The transcript has a single exon.